ACUCGCACACCAUGCCCAUGCGCAGCCCCAGCAAGCUGAGCCACAUCUCCCGCCUGGAGCUCGUCGAGUCGCUGGACACCGACGACGUGGAGCUCAAGUCGGGCUACAUGAGCGACAGCGACUUGAUGGGGAAGACCCUGACGGAGGAUGACGACAUCACCACAGGCUGGGAUGAGAGCAGCUCCAUCAGCAGCGGCCUCAGCGAUGCCUCCGACAACCUCAGCUCAGAGGAGUUCAACGCCAGCUCCUCGCUCAACUCCCUGCCCUCCACGCCCACGGCGUCGCGCAGGAACUCGGCCAUAGCGCUGCGCACGGACUCGGAGAAGCGCUCGCUGGUGGAGAGCGGGCUCAGCUGGUACGGCGACGCAGACGACAAGGCCCCCAAGAAGCUGGAUUACGAGAGCAGCAGCCUCAAGAUGGAGCACGGCUCCUCCAAGUGGCGGCGGGAGCCCUCGGAGAGCUGCGAGGAGGCGACCAAGGGCGGCGAGCUGAAGAAGCCCGUUAGCCUGGGCACUCCGGGGUCCCUCAAGAAGGGCAAGACACCCCCGGUGGCAGUGACAUCCCCCAUCACCCACACGGCCCAGAGCACCCUCAAAGUGGCAGGCAAGCCCGAGACCAAAGCCACUGACAAGAGCAAGCUGUCCGUGAAGAACACGGGUCUGCAGCGCUCCUCCUCCAACGCCGGCCGCGACCGCGUUGCCGAUGCCAAGAAGCCGCCCUCGGGCCUCACGCGCCCCUCUGCCUCCAGCUCCUUUGGCUAUAAGAAACCAGCUCCCGCCACCGGCACUGCCACCGUCAUGCAAGCCGGGGGCUCGGCCACCUUAGGCAAGAUCCAGAAGAGCUCUGGCAUCCCCGUCAAGCCAGUCAGCGGGAGGAAAACGAGCCUGGAUGUCUCCAACGCGGCCGAACCCGGCUUCCUGGCCCCAGGAGCCCGUUCCAACAUCCAGUACCGGAGCCUUCCUCGGCCGGCCAAGUCGAGCUCCAUGAGCGUGACGGGCGGUCGCGGGGCGGCCCGCCCCGUCAGCAGCAGCAUUGACCCCAGCCUGCUCAGCACCAAGCAGAGCAGCAUCUCGGUGUCGCGGCUCAAGGAGCCGUCCAAGAUCGGCGCGGGCCGUGGCGCGCCGGCCCCCGUCAACCAGACGGACCGUGAGAAGGAGAAGGCCAAGGCCAAGGCUGUGGCGCUUGACUCCGAGUGCGUGACCCUCAAGAGCAUUGGCUCGCCCGAGAGCACCCCCAAGGCCCAGGCCAACCUCCCGCCGGCGGCCAAGGUGGCCGAGCUGCCCCCCACGCCGCUCAGAGCGGCUGCCAAGACCUACGUGAAGCCUCCCUCGCUGGCCAACUUGGACAAGGUCAACUCCAACAGCCUGGACUUGCCCUCCUCCAGCGAGCUGCACCCCCCGCACACUGCCAAGCUCCAGGAGCUGCACCCGGCCGGCGGGCACCUCACGCCCUGCUUCAGCCCCAGUCCUGCCCCCAUCCUCAACAUCAACUCGGCCAGCUUCUCCCAGGGCCUGGAGCUCAUGGGCGGCUUCAGCGUCCCCAAGGAGGGCAGGAUGUACCCCAAGCUCUCGGGCCUGCACCGCAGCAUGGAGUCCCUGCAGAUGCCCAUGAGCCUGCCCAGUGCCUUUUCGGGGGGCAGCAGCCCUGCCCCUGCCCCUGCUGCUGCCCCCCCUGCCAGUGCGGAGGGAGAGGAAGAGGCCGGUGAGCUGGGCUGGAGCGGGAGCCCCCGGCUUGCGCACCUGGACAGCACCAACCGUGACCGGAACACGCUGCCCAAGAAAGGGCUGAGGUACCAGCUCCACUCCCAGGAGGAGGCCAAGGAGCGGCGCCAUUCCCACACCAUCGGCGGGCUGCCCGAGCCGGACGCCCAGCCGGAGCUGCCCUCGCCCCCCGCGCUCUCCGUGCCGCUGGCCGGGAAGGGCCCGCUCACCAGCAUCGUGAGCCCCACUGCCGCCACCACCCCGCGGAUCACCCGCUCCAACAGCAUCCCCACCCACGACUCCACCUUUGAGCUGUACAGCACGUCCCAGAUGGGCAGCACCCUCUCCCUGGCAGACAAGCCCAAGGGCAUGAUCCGCUCGGGCUCCUUCCGGGACGCCGUGGAUGACGGUGAGCGGGAGCUCCCGCGCGCGCCCUUCCUUGCCUCGCUGCCCUCCUCACUGCCUGCCUCUGUGUGUCUCUCUCCGCCCUCGCGCCGCCAGGCUGAGGAGAAGAUGCAGUCUGAGCAAAUCCGCAAGCUGCGCCGGGAGCUGGAGUCCUCGCAGGAGAAGGUGGCCACCCUGACGUCCCAGCUGUCGGCCAACGCCAACCUGGUAGCGGCUUUCGAGCAGAGCCUGGUGAGCAUGACAUCCCGCCUGCGGCACCUGGCCGAGACCGCCGAGGAGAAGGACACAGAGCUGCUGGACUUACGGGAAACCAUCGACUUCCUGAAGAAGAAGAAUUCGGAGGCGCAAGCCGUCAUCCAAGGGGCCCUGAAUGGCACCGAUGUCACACCCAAAGAGCUGCGCAUCAAGCGGCAGAACUCCUCCGACAGCAUCUCCAGCCUCAACAGCAUCACCAGCCACUCCAGCAUUGGCAGCAGCAAGGACGCCGAUGCCAAGAAGAAGAAGAAAAAGAGCUGGGUGUACGAGUUGCGGAGCUCCUUCAACAAGGCCUUCAGCAUCAAGAAGGGGCCCAAGUCGGCCUCGUCCUACUCGGACAUCGAGGAGAUCGCCACGCCGGACUCCUCGGCCCCGUCCUCGCCCAAGCUGCAGCACGGCUCCACGGAGACCGCCUCGCCCUCCAUCAAAUCCUCCACGUCCUCCUCCGUGGGCAUCGACACGGCUGAGCUCUUCCAGGCCCACAGCGAGGGCGAGCCAGAGAAGAAGGAGGUCUCAGAGCUGCGGUCGGAGCUGUGGGAGAAGGAGAUGAAGCUGACGGACAUCCGCCUGGAGGCCCUGAACUCAGCCCAUCAGCUGGAGCAGCUGCGGGAGACCAUGCACAACAUGCAGCUGGAAGUGGAUCUCCUGAAGGCCGAGAACGACCGGCUCAAGGUGGCUCCGGGGCCCUCGUCGGUGCCAGGCUCCAUCGCCGGCCACGUCACGAGCACGUCGGCAUCCUCGUCACCGCGGCGCUCGCUGGGCCUUGCGCUCGGCCAUGCCUUCAGCGCCAGCCUGGCGGAUGCAGACGUGUCCCCUAUGGAUGCCGUUAGCGCUGGCACCCAGAAGGACGAGCUGACGCUGAGGAUCGUGGUGCGCAUGCCGCCCCAGCACAUCAUCAAGGGGGACCUCAAGCAGCAGGAGUUUUUCCUGGGCUGGACCAAGGUGAGCGGAAAGAUUGACUGGAAGAUGCUGGAUGAGGCUGUCUGCCAGGUCUUCAAGGAUUAUAUCACCAAAAUGGAUCCUGCUUCCACCCUGGGGCUCAGCACCGAGUCCGUCUACGGUUACAGCAUCAGCCACAUCAAGCGGGUCCUGGACACGGAGCCGCCGGAGCUGCCGCUGUGCCGCCGGGGCCUGACCAGCAUCGCCGUGACACUCAAAGGCUUGAAGGAGAAGUGCGUGGACAGCCUGGUGUUCGAGACGCUCAUCCCCAAGCCCAUGAUGCAGCACUACAUCAGCCUCCUGCUCAAGCACCGGCGGCUCAUCCUCUCGGGCCCCAGCGGCACCGGCAAGACCUACCUGACCAACCGCCUGGCCGAGUACCUGGUGGAGCGCUCGGGCCGGGACGUCACCGAGGGCAUCGUGAGCACCUUCAACAUGCACCAGCAGUCCUGCAAGGACCUGCAGCUGUACCUCUCCAACCUGGCGAACCAGAUCGACCGGGAGACGGGCACGGCGGACGUGCCGCUCGUCAUCCUCCUGGACGACCUCAGCGAGGCGGGCUCCAUCAGCGAGCUCGUCAACGGCGCGCUCACCUGCAAGUACCACAAAUGUCCCUACGUCAUCGGUACCACCAACCAGCCUGUGAAGAUGACCCCGAACCACGGCCUCCACCUCAGCUUCAGGAUGCUGACCUUCUCCAACAACGUGGAGCCGGCCAACGGCUUCCUGGUGCGCUACUUGCGGCGGAAGCUGCUUGAGUCGGACACGGACGUCAACGCCAACAAGGAGGAGCUGCUGCGCGUGCUGGACUGGGUGCCCAAGCUCUGGUACCACUUGCACACCUUCCUGGAGAAACACAGCACUUCCGACUUCCUCAUCGGUCCCUGCUUCUUCCUGUCCUGCCCCAUUGGAAUUGAGGAUUUCCGGACCUGGUUCAUCGACCUGUGGAAUAACUCGAUCAUCCCCUACCUGCAGGAAGGGGCGAAAGAUGGGCUCAAGGUCCAUGGGCAGAAGGCAGCCUGGGAGGAUCCCGUGGAGUGGGUGCGGGACACCCUGCCCUGGCCGUCGGCGCAGCAGGACCAGUCCAAGCUCUACCACCUGCCCCCACCCACCGUGGGGCCCCACAGCACCGUGUCCCCCGCUGAGGAGCGCACCGUGAAGGACACGACGCCCAGCUCCCUGGACGCAGACCCUCUGGCAUGUGGGGCCACCAAGCUGCAGGGCUCCGAGACCAUGUGCCGUGCGGGGAUGCCCGUGGUGCAUUCCCGUGUCCUGGCCGAGGCCCACAUGGGUGCCAGCUUUGGCAAGAACACAGAUGUCAGCUUGGUGCCCUGUCUUUGCAGGCCCUUCCAGACCCUCUCCAGAUCUUGA
Molecule: messenger RNA, 4670 nt
Organism: Tinamus guttatus (white-throated tinamou)
Lineage: Eukaryota; Metazoa; Chordata; Aves; Tinamiformes; Tinamidae
Source: RefSeq, a predicted model, not a curated record